Messenger RNA from Didymosphaeria variabile, 348 nucleotides. RefSeq lists its product as uncharacterized. Lineage: Eukaryota; Fungi; Ascomycota; Dothideomycetes; Pleosporales; Didymosphaeriaceae. The coding region runs from base 1 to 348 and encodes 115 amino acids. The transcript has 2 exons. The record is from RefSeq and is a predicted model, not a curated record.
AUGUUAAUGAAACUUGUUGUGCUUCUUUUGGCUUCGACUCUUGCCGCACCAGUUACUGCGAUACCUCUCGAUGCCCCAAAGUACGAGAUUGUUUAUGGCACUUCAAAAGUCCCGGACAUCUCCAACCUGGGGACUUCCAAGCAUGUCAAUCAAAAUCGCAAGGACGCCGCUGAAGGCAUUGCCCAGUAUCUCGAAGGCCUCACCGCGCAAGGUGUAAGAUGUGGACUAGACAAGAAUCAGGCCUACUACAACCUGGUCACAUGGACGAUAGACGGACAAGGAUACGAAGCGAACAUAUACUUCACGGGAAGAAUCCCGCAAACCGUCUCAGCAGACUAUUCCUGGUAA